AUGUCCACUCCUUUCGUCACGACUACUCCUUUCCCCAACACUGUUAUCACAGGAAAUGCUGCCCAUGUGUCUUUCCUUUCCAUUGGUGAAACCAACACCAUGGCCGACUCCAAGAAUGACACGAUGCACCAGCUGUCCCAGAUUCCUGACUUCAGCGACGCUGAGAUGCAACUUCUUCUCAACAGUGUCGGAAAUGAAGACACCUGGAAUGAACGUGUUACUGAACUCGCUCAAAGCUCACUGUCUCCUCCUAAGGAGCCAUGGGAGCCCCUUCCUGAAUUUAUCAAUCCUGCUUUUCUCUUGGCUUCCUCCGACUCCUCGCAGAAUUCUUUGAUGGAUUCGGUCUGGUCGAAAGGUCUAUCUUCGGAUGGACACACCGACGAAACUUUUCCGGUCCCAGAUCUGGUAGAUAAUACCCAUCGCGUCGACAAUUCGCUUUCGGCUCCCCUCCCCACCUGUGACAACCCAGCUGCGGUCCACAAAAAGCCUGUGUCAAACCUUCACAUGCAGCAAAUGACAUCUCAUUCUGGCAACUCUAAGCCUGCUCGCCCCCAGUCUGGCCGUAAAUCUGGCCGCAAGUCUGGUCCUCGCCCUCGGACUGAUACCACUCUGGAUACUCUCCCUCAGUCUAAUCGCCCUCAGCUCAACCCUCAGCUUGGUGACCCUCGACUUGCAGGCCGUCAGCUUGGUGACCCUCGGCUUGCCAAUCCCCAGCGUGCCAACCCUCAGUCUGGUACCCCUCAGCCCGGCAACCCGCAGCUUGGCCACCCUCAUCGUGUCAGCCCUCAGCAUGUACACCCUCAACAUGCCAACUCUCAGCGUGCCAACAACCCCCAGCGUGUGAACAUUCAGCAUGGCAACAUUCAGCAUGGAAACCCUUACCUUGGUAACCCUCAGCAUGUUUACCCUCAGCCUAGCAACCCACAACUUGGUAACCCUCAUGUUGUUUACCUUCAGCCAGUCUACCUUAAUCCUGGUGACCCUCAGCCCGUUUACUUCCAGUCUGGCAAUCCUCAUCUCGGUGCCCCUCAGAGUGGAAGCCCUCAGUAUGCCAACCCUCAGCGUACCAAUUCUCAGGGUGCCAACUCCCAGCGUGCCAAUUCUCAGGGUGCCAACUCCCAGCUUGUCAACCCUCAACUUGCCAACCUUCCACUUGGUCCUCAGUCUGGUAACACUCUGGCUGGCUACCCUCAGCCUGGUUACCCUCCCGCUGUGUACAAUAACCAGGGUGCUUACUUCCCACAGGCUGAUCAUGCCCAGCCAGCCCAGCCUCCAUAUGGGCCCAGCUUCCCUGUCCAGCCAGAUGAGGUCUCUAUGGGAAUGUACGGCUUGCCACCAGCUCCAUAUACCCAGGCUCAACACCAGAAUACCAGACAGAUGACACCUCCAAUGGGCGCUCUGCCGACUCCUCCCACGAGUUCUCCUGCGAAUUCUCUCCCUGGUUCUUCCGCCAGGCCCUCCAUGAGUCCUCCCAGAGGACACCCUGUUGGACGUCCCGUGAACCCACAACAGGCCGUCGUUGGACCGGGCGCUGUGUCGAUGGCUCCACCACCAGCGCUUGUACAAAAACCCGUGCCAAAGCCUGUACCUGCACAGAUGAUGCCCCGCAGGAAGCGCCCCUUCGAAUUUAUCAACUGGAGGGCGCCGCCGGGCUUCCAGGCCAACCCUGAAAACCACGGCCGGUGGUUAGUGGAUGAGAAAGGUAGGCGCUUGUACCUCAAUCGGCCCGAGCACAAGAAACGGCGCACCAAGUAG
Molecule: messenger RNA, 1755 nt
Organism: Penicillium verhagenii
Lineage: Eukaryota; Fungi; Ascomycota; Eurotiomycetes; Eurotiales; Aspergillaceae
Exons: 1
Coding region: 1-1755 (584 amino acids)
Source: RefSeq, a predicted model, not a curated record